AUGCCUUCUAUCAGCUACGUGCACGAUAUUGAACGCCAGGCCGGCCUCGGUGUCCGGACUUUUUCACAAGUCAUCAAAAACAUGCCAGACUUUCGAGAUCGAGCGGGGCAAGGCUGCUUCCUCUGCCUAGAGAGUCCUAGACAUGGGCAGUAUGCUGCUCUCGUGCCGUGUCUUCGACCAGCGAAUGCCCGCCGAGUGAUAGGGCAUUCUGGGAUUUUCUCUGACAAUCCGAAACCAAUCUAUGAGAAGAUGAUGCCUUGGGACAGUGCCUGCGAGUCAGAUAGCGAUAUCUAUCAGAGAUUAGUCGACACAUGCUACCAGCAUCUGGGCCGGUGGAAGAGAUGGCUGCCUUACUACGGAAUCACUGAAGUGCUAGAGGUCAACUUUCAAUUUGCCGGGGUUAUCGACCCGGAUGGGCGCUAUCCUAUCCAGAUGGAUCCAGUUAAACCCGACAACGUCUUAGUGGACUGCGAGAGGAUUAUUGCAAGGCACCCAACCGGUCCAUACUUUGAUAUUAACGAUGUAUGCUUAGACGAUCAUCAUCACAGUUACCAAUGCCUCAUUGGUAUGGAGGAGUGGUCGCAACCGUGUAUCAGGGUUGACGCAGAGAAAGCAGAACAGCGCCGCAACCGGCUUCUGUUCUUAUCGCUCCUAAAGGACUGUGCUCGGGACCCGGCGGGAGCCAAUGGUCUGCAUACGUUGGAAGGUUUGGCGCAAGAGAGUUGCAUCUACGACACAAAGUAUUUAUAA
Molecule: messenger RNA, 750 nt
Organism: Fusarium falciforme
Lineage: Eukaryota; Fungi; Ascomycota; Sordariomycetes; Hypocreales; Nectriaceae
Exons: 2
Coding region: 1-750 (249 amino acids)
Source: RefSeq, a predicted model, not a curated record